Molecule: messenger RNA, 4420 nt
Organism: Dipodomys spectabilis (banner-tailed kangaroo rat)
Lineage: Eukaryota; Metazoa; Chordata; Mammalia; Rodentia; Heteromyidae
Gene: Zbtb6
Product: zinc finger and BTB domain containing 6
Exons: 3
Coding region: 2436-3899 (487 amino acids)
Biological process (GO): regulation of transcription by RNA polymerase II
Molecular function (GO): DNA-binding transcription factor activity, RNA polymerase II-specific; protein binding; RNA polymerase II cis-regulatory region sequence-specific DNA binding
Source: RefSeq, a predicted model, not a curated record
AAAAAAAAAAGCAGUGCUGGGAUGGAACCCAGGGCCUCAUUCAUGUUAGGGAAAUACUCUACCACUAAGAUAAAUCCUCAUCCCUUAUUACUUUUUAAUUCGAUGACUAUAACAUUCUCCCCCAGAAAGGAAGGGAAAGGGCAAGUAAAAAUAAUGUGAGAAAGAUCUAAAUGUGAAAUUUAUUUUGUCUAGAAAACUGUUAUUUCCGUCAGGAUUUUGUUUUUAUUUUUGAGCUAUGAGAUUGCAUGUACAGAUAAUUGGAAAAUAGGCUUAAUUUAUAUAGUCAGGGAAUUCUUAGGUUGAUAUAAUUUGAUGUAUUUACAUGUGAGUCAGAUUUGAAGUAUAAUUUCUCUUAAAUGAGACGACAGUUGAAUGACAAUACUCAUCGGUACCUUGUGCCCAACAUCACCCAUUAUAUGACAUUAUGAUUCUUCGUAGCAUUCUGAAUUUUACAUGAUCCAGCCAAAGAGUACCAGUUGUAUGCAACAGUGAGACUCUACCAUGUCAACCACUGUAGCAUCAUGUCUUCAUAGGAAGAUUUCGAGUUGAAGUAGUUCCGUUGUUCACAUUCAUGUCCUCUUUUUGUUCCUAGAAGAUUGAUCUCUUUAGUUGGAGACUGCUUCUGGAUUUCAUUCAGUCACUCAAGAAACUGUUUUUUCCUUUUUAUCCUGGGGAUUGAACCCAGAGUCUCAUGCAUGCUAAGUAUGUGCUGUUCCAUCCUGCUACACCUGUAGCCUCAAAAAACAUAAGCACCUAGUGUGUGUUUCCAAACUCUGCUAGAUAUUGAGGAUACAAAGGUAAGAUUGAUAUGGUCCCUGCCCUCAUAGAGCUUAGGGUUUCAUGUGGCCUUUGGGAAACAAGGUGUCAAUCUGAUUUUAUACUAAGAAUAAUAAUACUACCUUGCUUUGUUUAAUUACUUAAAAUCAACAUUUUUAUGAUUUUUUAUUAACACUUCUAGAUCUCACUUUUGCAAGUGCAAACCACUGAUGUACAUUGUCUUCUCUAGUACUUGGCUGGAGAGGUCUUCUGUUUCUGUGAGACAUUUUCUAAUUUUGGUGAGACUUGCCAACUCUUUACUUACACGUUUCUUAGACUACAUUGCAAAAAUGUUUCUGAUAUCAAAUACAUUUUAUAGGGAAAGAUGACUUUCAAAACUAGUUAUGGUCCUAUAGAGGAGGCUGGGUUUUAAAAUCUUUGUCAUUUGUUUUUAUGCGUUCCCAGGAUAACUUUAAAAAGGGGAUUCUCUUUACCGUGGUUUGUUUUUCUAAAACCUUUUUGUCAGUUAUUUAUUUAUUUAAUUUUAUAAACCAACUCCAAACUGAAGUGGCAGAGGUAAAUCAGAUGUUUUUAGUUUGUUUUAUUAGAAGAUCUGUACAUGGGAAAUGACCAGUGUCACCACUUCUAAAAUACUGUCCCAAACAACCCAGAGCAUUUUAUUUCAGCUCGUGAAUAGCUGUUCUUAAUCUGUUGUAUGUUAGACAUACUAUGAACUACCUCUUCACUUAUUAUGGGGAAGUUUCCUUAAUAAAAGUGUGACAUUAAAAGUGAUGUUGGUUUAUUUUUUUCUCCUGUUCCACUUUCCUUUCCAACUUUAUGAAUUUUAAACCAGGAAUGUUUCUGUUCUUUAAAAUAUACAUUAAUCAUGAAUGAGGAAUGCUUAGGCUGUAAUUCAAGCACACCAGAGGUUGAGGCAGGAAUAUCACAAAUUCAGGCCUACAUAGGCUGCUUAACGACACCAUCUAUCUGAAAAGGGGGCCGAAGGGAUUAAUUUGCUUUCCGAAGAACAUACGGUUCAGCCAGAAAUUAGUAGUGUCAGUUAUUUCUAUGAGAAUGAGCUUCCAGGUAGAACAAUUGCUUUUAAUAACUGGUUCAGGGCUGGGGGUGUGGUUCAGUGGUGGAGCAUUUGCUUAGCAAUCAUAGUACAGACUACUGGCUCAAACACCCCUUUCUUCCGUAAAUGCUGGAAGCUUGCUAAGUUACACUGCAGGAAUGCAAAGACCACCAAGCUUUUGUGCCACGCUCAAAACUCCCGGUUUGAUCUGCAGCACGGGGUGUGAUCACUCCACUCCUGGCUGGCAUGUCCAGUGCCAGCGAGGGCCCCGGUUCCGCUGAGUGGGGGGAGGAAGCCAGGGAAGAGGUCGCGAUGUCGGACGGGGAAAGGUGUACUCAAAGGUUCCGCGCUGGCCGAGAAGCCCGCAUACACAUUUCUUUGGGAGAGGUUCUCCUUCGCUCUUCCUCUUUUCAAGCUGUGGAUAGUCCUCAGACGGAAGUCCGACCCGUCAUGCCAUCGUCCAGCUUCACGCCCGGACUCCGGAUGGUCGGGAGCUCUCGGGCACGGCCAGCGCGCGGAGACCAGGGCAGCGACGACGCUCGAGUUAGCGCUCAGACGCCCUUCAGUUACCGCAGGAGCCGGAGGGAAGAGCGGCUCCGGAUGGAUGUCCUUCCGGGGCGCCCCCGCCGGCACUGCCGGAGUAAAGCUGGCUGACCCGGAUGUGUUUCCUCCCAGGCUAACCCCACCUUCCGGCCUGCGCCGCUGCCGCUGCCGCCGCUGUGGAAACCUCCACUCGUUCUCCGAGUCGGUAAGUGGGCGCGGAGGAGACUCGCGAAGGAACCAGACUGUUACCAUGGCUGCUGAGUCUGAGGUUCUGCACUUCCAGUUUGAACAACAAGGAGAUGUGGUCCUGCAGAAAAUGAAUCUUUUGAGACAGCAGAAUUUAUUUUGUGAUGUAUCAAUUUAUAUUAAUGACACUGAAUUCCAGGGGCACAAGGUGAUUUUAGCUGCUUGCUCCACCUUUAUGAGAGAUCAAUUUUUACUCACACAGUCAAAGCAUGUCAGAAUCACCAUUCUGCAGAGUGCAGAAGUUGGCAGAAAAUUAUUGCUCUCUUGCUAUACUGGAGCACUUGAAGUUAAAAGAAAAGAACUUUUGAAAUAUUUGACUGCCGCCAGUUACCUUCAGAUGGUUCACAUUGUGGAAAAGUGUACAGAAGCUUUGUCAAAGUAUCUGGAAAUUGAUCUUUCUAUGAAAAAUAAUAAUCAGCACACUGACCUAUGUCAAUCUUCUGACCUGGAUGUUAAGAAUGAAGAAGAAAAUUCUGAUAGAGACUGUGAGAUAAUUGAAAUUUCAGAAGAUAGUCCUGUAAACAUAGAUCUCCAUGUCAAAGAAGAGGAAAGCAAUAUAUUACAGUCCACAGUAGAGAGCUUGACAUCAGAGAGAAAAGAAAUGACCUCACCAGAUCUCUCUACUGUAGAUUUAGGUUUUAAAGAAAAUGAAAUUUGUAUUCUCCAGGUCGAGUCUAUGAGUACACCAGGUGUUGAAAAUGGGCAGUUUCCACAGCCUUGUACCUCAUCAGAAGCAAAUAUGUAUUUCUCAGAAACACAGCACUCACUGAUCAAUUCUACAGUUGAAAGCAGAGUGGCAGAUGUUCCUGGAAAUCAAGGUCAGGGCUUAUUUUGUGAGAAUACUGAUGGAAGUCAUGGUACAGUGAAUGAGAUUCAGAAUCUGGAAGAGAGUUAUACACUGAGGCACCAGUGUCCCAGGUGUCCUCGAGGCUUUCUUCAUGUUGAAAACUAUCUGCGUCACCUUAAGAUGCAUAAACUCUUCCUGUGUUUACAGUGUGGCAAAACAUUUACACAGAAGAAAAACCUUAACCGACACAUUCGAGGGCACAUGGGCAUACGGCCCUUUCAGUGUUCUGUGUGCUUGAAGACGUUUACAGCUAAAAGCACACUUCAGGACCAUUUGAACAUACACAGUGGGGAUAGACCAUAUAAAUGCCACUGUUGUGAUAUGGAUUUCAAGCACAAAUCUGCCCUCAAAAAGCAUUUAACCUCUGUUCAUGGCAGGAGCAGUGGUGAAAAACUACCUAGACCUGAUCUCAAAAGGCAAAAUCUACUAUAAUUGAUAUUAUGGACUUCCUUUGUAAAUCUUGUAUCAUUCUGUUGGCAAAUCUUUCUGUAUAAAUGGCAGUGCUUAUACUAUUGAACUCCCCUCACCACCCAUUUUUUAUGUUUUAUUUUUCAUCUAUUCUUUCUGAACUUUCAAUAGUUCCAAAGUUGUAGGAAGGAGGCAUAACAAAGUUGAUGGGAUUCUGUCUUGUUCCAUAUAUAUAUAUAUAUAUAUAUAUAUAUAUAUAUAUAUAUAUAUAUGUCCUAGAACUAUACCUGGAGAAAUAGUUUUCUGAUCUUAAAUAUUCCUGAUCUCUGUGACAAAAUUCAGCAGUAUUUGCAGUAUUUGACUUACAUAUUCUAGACCAUUGAUUUAAAUUAAAUACAACCAUAUAAUUAUUCUGGAAUUAUGAUGACAGAAAAAGUCAAUUUAAAAACACUAUUAUCCAUUACUAGACACUUGAAAAGAUAGGAUUAAUUAGCAAUUUUUUUUUUUUUUGUCAGUCAUUGGGCUUGAACCCUCGGCUUGGGCGC